CCCUGGCCCCGCCCCGGCCCGUCGCCAUGUUGUUCCCUCCGCGCUGGACGGGAGCAGCUGGAGCUGGAGCCUGGCUGCGCUACCGCCGCCACCUCCUGCUUUGCAGGUCCCCGACCCACCUCUCUGUCUUCAUAGCACCCAGACGGGCCGACCCAGAGCUCCUGGGCAGUCUUCCGUGUGUCCGCGAGACACUUUUGCACUCCUAUAAUGAGCCUGGCACUGUGAUGAAAUGCUUUUCCUCUGUCGUUUGAGUGCAUCUUCUCAACAACCCUAGGAGGGUUCUUGAAGCUCUUGUGAUUAACAAUGGCAGGAAAAUCAUCACUUUUUAAAGUAAUUCUCCUUGGAGAUGGUGGAGUUGGGAAGAGUUCACUUAUGAACAGAUAUGUAACUAAUAAGUUUGAUACCCAGCUCUUCCAUACAAUAGGUGUGGAAUUUUUAAAUAAAGAUUUGGAAGUGGAUGGACAUUUUGUUACCAUGCAGAUUUGGGACACGGCAGGUCAGGAGCGAUUCCGAAGCCUGAGGACGCCAUUUUACAGAGGUUCUGACUGCUGCCUGCUUACUUUUAGUGUCGACGAUUCACAAAGCUUCCAGAACUUAAGUAACUGGAAGAAAGAAUUCAUAUAUUACGCAGAUGUGAAAGAGCCUGAGAGCUUUCCUUUUGUGAUUCUGGGAAACAAGAUUGACAUAAGCGAACGGCAGGUGUCUACAGAAGAAGCCCAAGCUUGGUGCAGGGACAACGGCGACUAUCCUUACUUCGAAACAAGUGCAAAAGAUGCCACAAAUGUGGCAGCAGCCUUUGAGGAAGCAGUUCGAAGAGUUCUUGCUACCGAGGAUAGGUCAGAUCACUUGAUUCAGACAGACACAGUCAACCUUCACCGAAAGCCCAAGCCUAGCUCAUCUUGCUGUUGAUUGUUAGAUUGCUGAUGCAUUCUAAUCAACUCACACAUAUACACAAAAUCAACAUGGGGAUGGAGAAGAGAAUUAGCGUUUGCAGCAGUGUAUCAUCUACUAAUAAAAUUAUAUUGCUGCUUCAUUAGUUGGUGGGAGAGGGGACACAUCUACUCAUGGAGGAAUAUAUUUACUCAAUAAUGGCACCUUCCAUUUAUAAAUUGUAACGGUUGUCAAUAACGUUUCUUUAAUUUAAAUACGUAAGUUGCAGAGCUAAUAAAUGAGAUGACCAAGACUUUAAUGAUAAUUAAAAUAAGAAACCUGACUAUUCUAGAAGUUAUACUUGGAUUUUUUUUCCUGGGAAAAUGGAGAACUACUUUUAUAUGUGUAUGUUUUUAUGCAAUUAGCAUUGUAUUCUUGGUUCAGGGAAAUAAUUUCCUAAAGCAAUAAUGUUAGAUAUUAAAGAUUAAAAUCUAAUGUAUUUGCGAUGCAUUGUUAAUUUACUUCUUCAUUCUCUUCAAAAUGAUUUAACCAUUUCUAUUUUCAUUCUACAUAUUAGAAUUACUCUCACUAGUAAUUUGUCAUUUGUGUGCCAUUCAUGUGUCCCCACCUCCAUAAAUCAUGUUCCAUAGUCUCAGGUGGAGGGCAGGCCCCCAGAGGUACAAGAGUUACUUCAUACAGUCUGUCGUACAUCCAGCUAGAUUCAAACUGUCUAUGAAUGGAAAGCUUUCCAUAGAUAAGAGUUCAGUUUUAAGAAAAAGGCUAACUACUGAACUUGGAGAACAGACAAAUGUGCAUUUGAUAACUGAUGUAACAAUUACAAUGUACUGUGUGGAAGAUACAAAAUUACAAUUUGUUAAUGGACUACUUAAUAUUUUUGUUACUUUCUUUACUUUUGGGAAAAGUCUCCUAGUUGAAGUUAAAACAUUCCUUUUUAACAGAAGACACAGCUAACUUUAUCACUCUCAGAGGAAAUACUAAGAAGGCUUGUACUUUGUGAGAGUAAAUGAAGACAUCUUUAUUUGGCCAUGUAUUUACUUAGUGUCUUCUCUAUCAUUGAAUGUUGUUUAGUGAUUUGUUCUCAAGGAGAUUUUUUGUUCCAAAAAGACUUGCUGCAGUGAUUAGAUUUGAUAAAGGAAAUUGUGGUCUUUUGUG
This is a messenger RNA of Sapajus apella (tufted capuchin), 2043 nucleotides long. It is a transcript of the gene RAB9A, whose product is annotated as RAB9A, member RAS oncogene family. Gene Ontology annotation, molecular function: GTP binding; GTPase activity. The record is from RefSeq and is a predicted model, not a curated record. Bases 304 to 909 code for a protein of 201 amino acids. Gene Ontology annotation, biological process: retrograde transport, endosome to Golgi; Rab protein signal transduction. Gene Ontology annotation, cellular component: lysosome; late endosome; phagocytic vesicle. The transcript has 3 exons. Lineage: Eukaryota; Metazoa; Chordata; Mammalia; Primates; Cebidae.